AUGUAUGAUUUGACACAGAACAAAAUGCAGCGAGCAAUUCAAGCUAUCGGAUCACAUGGCAGUGUGCUCAAAUCUGCUGUCCUGCAACACAUCAGUGUUGUGAAGCCUGCUAUGCUGCCCGCUGUGUUCCCACGCUUCAUGUCAGUAUCAUCUGCUCAAAUAGAGGAGAGUGGAUUUGAGAGCAGCACUGUUGCAGACAUUUUGAAGUCUAAAGGGAAGAGUGCCGAUGGAUCAUGGCUCUGGUGCACCACUGAUGAUAGUGUCUAUGAUGCUGUCAAAUCGGUAUGA
This is a messenger RNA of Triticum turgidum subsp. durum (durum wheat), 288 nucleotides long. The record is from the annotation of a GenBank genome assembly. Lineage: Eukaryota; Viridiplantae; Streptophyta; Magnoliopsida; Poales; Poaceae.